Molecule: messenger RNA, 2924 nt
Organism: Cavia porcellus (domestic guinea pig)
Lineage: Eukaryota; Metazoa; Chordata; Mammalia; Rodentia; Caviidae
Product: nuclear RNA export factor 2
Exons: 27
Coding region: 855-2690 (611 amino acids)
Biological process (GO): poly(A)+ mRNA export from nucleus
Cellular component (GO): cytoplasm; nucleus
Molecular function (GO): RNA binding; protein binding
Source: RefSeq, a predicted model, not a curated record
GCCAGCCCUACAGUUUGGUCCUGGACCCGGCUCCCAUUCCGAACCAGUUCCUUGAGCUCUCUGGGCUACUGGCAGCCCGAGAAGGCACAGGCCUGUCCAAGGCUUUUGCAGGUGUGUGCAUCUGUUGUGGCCAGCGCUCUGUGUGAAGUGAAAAGGAGCAACCUGUUCAGGAUACCCACAGUUUACAGUUGUGCACACAAAUAUUACUGGAGACCAGGUAUGGUGGUACACAUCUGUAAUCUCAGCACCUGUGAGGCUGAAACAGAAGGAUCACUGCCAGCUUGAGGCCAGCUUGAACUACAUGGGGGCGCCUAUCAUCGCGCGGCACGCAAAGGUCCUGCUAUUGAUCACACCACUAGGGGAGCUGUCUCGUGGCGGGGGUCACAUGGUGCAGUCGUGUCACGUGAAGCUCGGCCCUCUCAGUUACCAACGACCCAUCAGGCCUGACUCCCGUGAGUCACGUGGCUCGAGCGUCAGCGGACGUCCCCUCCAGGUCAAGUACCAGGAUCUGCCCUUCGCGUGCCUGAAGCCUCCAGAAGGUGGCCUUCCAAGGAGUCGAAACUACCGAAGGUCGGAACUCCGAGGAGUCGGAACUACCAAAGUCUGUUCUGCAAAACUCUAGGGUCAAGAGACAGCAACAAUAAAAAUGUGUUCACAGAGAAAGGAGUUUGGGACAUUCAGAAAUAAAGAGACAUAAAGGAGCAAUAAAAAGGGAAGCUAUGCUCAUGAAAAUGAAGGACUAGAGACUGUCCAAGAAUGACGGUUGAUUGAACAAAAAGACCUACGUCUUCUUCCUCCUGAAGCUUCAUUCUAACAAAGGCAUCGAAGGGCCACAAGCCAAGGACUGGGCUGAGAUGCAGCAGUUCAGAUAUGGUGAUGGCACCAGUGCUCUUCGAAGAAGAAGGGGAAAUGGGAGGGCUUCCUAUGGUAAUUUUGACAGAAGGAGCACUCGUCAUGAACAUAGUCGGCAUGGGCUUCUGUCUUCACACUUCCCGAAGGAUGAUUCAAAUGCGAUAAAGGAUUUUUAUGAGGAUCGCAGAGUGAGAUACAUUCCUUACGUCAGACAACACCACAGGAGCAGAGGGAGAGGGUGUGAUGUGCACAAAAGCCGUGUUAAUGUGUGCAGAGAUCCACAGCUGAGAGACAGAGAAAUGAAGAUGGACACACGGGAUGGAACCCGGCAGAGCUGGUUCAAGGUCACAAUUCCACUUGGCAGAACAUACGACAAGACCUGGCUAAUGAAUUUAAUCCAGUGCCAUUGCAGUGUCUCCUUCAGCCCGGUUGAUUUCCACUACAUCGAAAAUAGGGCCCUGUUCUUCGUCCAGGGUGUGAGCACCGCCUCCGCAAUAAAAGAUGCCAGCAACAAGAUUUAUGAUGAGGAGAACCAAAAGAUACGUAUCUUUGUCAAUCCUUCUGCUGUACCCUACUCUGUGCAGAAUAAGUUCACACCAGAACAAAUGAAGCAGCUAAAGCUGACCAUGAAGAAACGCUAUGAUGUCUCCCAGAAGGCUCUCAAUCUUCAGAAGCUCCGCUUUGACCCAGACUUGAUGGACCAUGAGAUUGACAUAAUCCUGAAUCGAAGAAGUUGCAUGGUUGCCGCCCUGAAGAUCAUUGAAAGAAAUUUCCCUGAGCUGUUGUCCUUGAACUUGCAAAACAACAAAUUAUACAAACUGGAUGGCCUGUCGGACAUCGUGGAGAAGGGCCCGCAAGUGAAGAUUCUGAACCUUUCCGAAAAUGAACUGAAGUCAAUCAGGGAGUUAGACAAGGUGAAAGGCCUGAAGCUUGAAGAGUUGUGGCUACAAGGGAACCCCUUUUGCAGCAAGUACGCGGACCAAUCUGCUUAUGUGAGUGCCAUCCAGGAUUUUUUCCCCAAGUUGUUACGCCUGGAUGGCCAGGAGUUACGCCCACCAACUGUCAAUGACAUUGAUCUGCGCAAGUUAGUAGAAUCCUGCAAGGAAAGCUACAAAGGAUCUGAGACCUUGAAGAAUCUGAUUCUACAGUUCCUGCAGGAGUAUUACUUGAUCUAUGACUAUGGAGAGCGACAGGGUCUCCUCAGUGCUUACCACAAUGAAGCCUGCUUCUCCCUGACCAUUCCCCUCAACGCUAUGGACCUAGACACGAGCAACUUGUGUGAGUAUUUCAAGUAUAGCAGGAAUUUGAAGACGCUCAAAGAACCAGACUUGCGGAGACAGCUGCUGAAGUACACGAAGCGAGACAUUGUAGAUUGCCUCUGUGUGUUGCCCAAAACUCGGCAUGACUGCGAUACCUUUGUGGUGGACAUGUGGCUCCAGACGGAAAAGAUGCUUUGCUUUUCUGUGAAUGGAGUGUUCAAGGAAAUACAGGGAACGUCUCAGGGUUGUGUUCAUGCCUUCACCCGGACAUUCAUCGCUACUCCUGGCAGCAGCACCCGUCUAUGCAUUGUGAAUGACCACCUGUUUGUGAGGGAUGCCAGGCCUGAUGAGAUCCAGAGUGCCUUCUCCAUACCCGUGGCCACACCUUGCUCCAGCUCCACGUCCACCUUGUCCCAGGAGCAUCAGAGAAUGGCGCACGCUUUCUCCAUACAGUCUGGAAUGAAACUCCAGUGGGCUCAGAAAUGUCUUGAGGACAAUGAGUGGAACUACAGCAAAGCUGGUCAGAUCUUCACAGUGCUCCAGACCCAGGGCAAGAUCCCAGCAGAAGCCUUCAAAUGAAUGCCCCAAAAGGAGCCUUUGGAUGUCUUAUUGCUCUUCAUCUACCUCAUCGUUUUUCGUUCUCCAGCACAUAAUCAUACCCCUAGCUGGGCUUGGAGGCCUGACUCACCAAUAAUCCAAGGUUAACUUGUAGUCCAAGUAAUAUAACCAUCCAAAUAGCCAGUAGUUCUCUGUGUUGUCUCCGUUCAAGACGGCUGUUUACACUCACAAUAAAGAGUGACAUCGCAGGUUGCA